GCUUCAUCGUCAUCAUGCACGUGAUUAAACGAGAUGGGCGCCAUGAGGCAGUCAGUUUCGAUAAAAUCACAUCUCGCAUCCAAAAGCUCUGCUAUGGACUCAGCGCUGACUUUGUGGACCCUACCCAGAUCACCAUGAAGGUGAUCCAGGGUCUGUACAGUGGCGUCACCACCGUGGAGCUGGACACUCUGGCUGCAGAGACCGCUGCCACCCUCACCACCAAACACCCGGACUACGCCAUCCUGGCUGCACGGAUCGCCGUGUCCAACCUGCACAAAGAGACCAAGAAAGUAUUCAGUGAUGUGAUGGAAGACUUGUACAACUAUGUCAACCCUUUAAAUCAACGCCACUCGCCCAUGAUCUGCAAGGAGACGCUCGACAUCGUCCUGGAGAACAAAGCUCGCCUCAACUCUGCCAUCAUUUACAACAGAGAUUUUUCCUACAACUUCUUCGGCUUUAAGACUCUUGAGCGGUCAUACUUGUUGAAGAUUAAUGGCAAAGUUGCUGAGAGACCCCAGAACAUGCUGAUGAGGGUGUCAGUCGGGAUUCACAAAAGAGACAUCGAUGCAGCUAUUGAGACCUACAAUCUGCUGUCAGAGAAGUGGUUCACCCACGCCUCCCCCACCCUGUUCAACGCAGGCACCAGCAGACCUCAGCUGUCCAGUUGUUUCUUGCUGUCCAUGAGAGACGACAGCAUCGAGGGGAUUUACGACACGCUGAAGCAGUGUGCGCUCAUCUCCAAAUCAGCUGGAGGUAUUGGAGUAGCAGUGAGCUGCAUCAGAGCUACAGGCAGCUACAUUGCUGGGACUAAUGGCACCUCCAACGGACUGGUUCCUAUGCUGCGAGUGUACAACAACACGGCGCGUUAUGUGGAUCAGGGCGGCAACAAGAGGCCUGGUGCGUUUGCCAUGUACCUGGAGCCGUGGCAUUCGGACGUGUUUGAGUUUUUGGACCUGAAGAAGAACACCGGGAAAGAAGAGCAGCGGGCCAGAGACCUGUUCUUUGCCUUGUGGAUCCCAGACCUCUUUAUGAAACGAGUGGAGCGCAACCAGGACUGGUCCCUGAUGUGUCCAAGCGCAUGUCCAGGGUUGGACGACUGCUGGGGGGAGGAGUUCGAGGAGCUCUACACUCGGUACGAGAGGGAGGGCAGGGCCAGGCGGGUGGUGAAGGCUCAGCAGCUGUGGUACGCCAUCAUCGAGUCGCAGACAGAAACCGGGACUCCUUACAUGCUCUACAAGGACGCCUGCAACAGGAAGAGCAACCAGCAAAACCUGGGCACCAUCAAAUCCAGCAACCUGUGCACGGAAGUUGUUGAGUACACGAGUGAAGAUGAGAUUGCAGUGUGUAACCUGGCAUCCAUUGCCCUCAACAUGUACGUCACCUCAGAGAGGACCUUUGACUUCACAAAGCUUGCAUCUGUUACCAAAGUCAUCGUCAAGAACCUCAACAAGAUUAUUGACAUCAAUUUCUACCCAGUACCGGAGGCUGAAAAGUCUAACAAGCGCCACCGGCCAAUUGGAAUCGGUGUCCAGGGUCUGGCUGACGCCUUUAUCCUCAUGCGUUAUCCGUUUGAAAGUCCAGAGGCCCAGCUGCUCAACAUUCAGAUCUUCGAGACCAUCUACUACGCUGCUCUGGAGGCCAGCUGUGAGCUGGCAGCAGAAGUCGGCACGUAUGAAACCUACGCUGGCAGUCCUGUCAGCAAGGGAAUCCUUCAGUACGACAUGUGGGGUAAAACCCCAACAGACCUGUGGGACUGGACGGCACUGAAGGAGAAAAUUGCCAAGCACGGCGUGAGGAACAGCCUGCUGUUAGCCCCGAUGCCCACGGCCUCCACAGCUCAGAUCCUGGGCAACAACGAGUCGAUCGAGGCGUACACAAGCAACAUCUACACUCGCAGGGUGCUCUCAGGAGAGUUUCAGAUUGUAAAUCCUCACCUGCUGACAAACCUCACAGAGAGAGGGCUGUGGAACGAGGAGAUGAAGAACCAGCUGAUCGCUCACAACGGCUCCAUCCAGGACAUCAGAGGGAUUCCAGAUGAUCUGAAGCAGCUGUAUAAAACCGUGUGGGAAAUCUCCCAGAAAACUGUCCUGAAGAUGGCAGCAGAUCGUGGCGCUUACAUCGACCAGAGCCAGUCUCUGAACAUUCACAUCGCCGAGCCAAACUACGGCAAACUCACCAGCAUGCACUUCUACGGCUGGAAGCUGGGUCUGAAAACUGGCAUGUACUACCUGCGAACGAAGCCGGCAGCCAACCCCAUUCAGUUCACCCUGAACAAGGAGAAACUAAAGAAGGGCGAGGAAGAGGAGGAAGAAGAGGCCAGAGAGCGCAACACUGCAGCCAUGGUGUGCUCUCUAACCAACAGAGACGAAUGCCUGGCCUGCGGCUCCUAAAUCCAGUCCAAUGAAAAC
Messenger RNA from Nematolebias whitei (Rio pearlfish), 2408 nucleotides. Its product is annotated as ribonucleoside-diphosphate reductase large subunit. Bases 15 to 2390 code for a protein of 791 amino acids. Gene Ontology annotation, cellular component: ribonucleoside-diphosphate reductase complex. The record is from RefSeq and is a predicted model, not a curated record. NCBI's taxonomy places the organism in Eukaryota, Metazoa, Chordata, Actinopteri, Cyprinodontiformes, Rivulidae. The transcript is spliced from 19 exons. Gene Ontology annotation, molecular function: ribonucleoside-diphosphate reductase activity, thioredoxin disulfide as acceptor; ATP binding. Gene Ontology annotation, biological process: deoxyribonucleotide biosynthetic process; DNA replication.